Molecule: messenger RNA, 744 nt
Organism: Entrophospora candida
Lineage: Eukaryota; Fungi; Glomeromycota; Glomeromycetes; Entrophosporales; Entrophosporaceae
Source: the annotation of a GenBank genome assembly
AUGCAAUUUUUACUAAACCUUCAAAAUAAAAAUUACGGAACAUUUAAUUAUAACGAUCCGAAUAAAUCCUCUCAUACAUCAAGAGUUAAUCUUGAAUCAAAUGAUAGAAAUGUCGUAGAAAUAUCUAGCCAACCUUUUCAUCAAAGAUUCCCAUCUACCAUAAUAAUUAAAAAUGUUGGUAGUAUGGCAAGGGAUCAAUUUUCAAUUCAAAGAACAUGCUUGAGUUUUAUCAAAUUCGGAAUCGCUUUAUUUUUAGUAGGAAUAUCAUUUUUAAUACAUAUUUAUCAUAUAGAUAAUGGUGAUGAUGUUGAUGAAAAUCCAAAUUCUGGCAACGAAUUAUUUAAUUUAUCAAUUUCAUUUUUUCCAUCAGAAGAAAUAAUACAUAAUAUAAUUGGAUUGACGUUUAUAAGUUUAGGAGAAGAAUUCGGCAAAACUAUAGAGUACACGUUUGAAAACUCUGAUGGCUUGAACAAGUUGAAAUUUUAUUACAACAUGAAUGCAGCGGAUGCCGAAAAAGGAAAAGUUGGCUUAGCUUUAAGAGUUUUUUCGCCUUGUCAUUCAAAUAUAAUUAUCCGAAGAAUGGAUAAAAUUGCCAAUCUUUUAAAUAGUCAUGCUGGAUUGGGUAUCAUGGGAGCCAUUCUUGUGUGGUUAUUUGGAUCCGGCAGUUUAGAUUCAUGGGGUAUUGCAAGAAGAAUUGCAGUAAUCCGUAGCAGUAUUUGGGUGAUAGUUUUAAUGAUUUUAGAU